Vitis riparia (riverbank grape) is the source of this 1311-nucleotide messenger RNA. RefSeq names its product 1-aminocyclopropane-1-carboxylate oxidase. The transcript is spliced from 4 exons. Bases 71 to 1027 code for a protein of 318 amino acids. The record is from RefSeq and is a predicted model, not a curated record. Lineage: Eukaryota; Viridiplantae; Streptophyta; Magnoliopsida; Vitales; Vitaceae.
GAUUGAUGCACAGAUUCACAAACACACAGUGGGAGAAGCAGUUGAGAGAGAGUGAGAUACACAGAGAGAGAUGGAGAGUUUCCCAGUUAUUAACAUGGAGAAUCUCAAUGGAGAAGAGAGAGCAGCAACCAUGGAGAAUAUCAAAGAUGCUUGUGAGAACUGGGGUUUCUUUGAGUUGGUGAAUCAUGGGAUAUCCCAUGAGCUGAUGGACACAGUGGAGAAGUUGACAAAGGAGCAUUACAAGAAGUGUAUGGAGCAGAGGUUCAAGGAAAUGGUGGCAAGUAAGGGUCUGGAGGCUGUUCAGUCCGAAAUCAACGAUUUGGACUGGGAAAGCACCUUCUUCCUCCGCCAUCUUCCAACCUCCAACAUGUCUGAAAUCCCAGACCUUGAAGAAGAUUACAGGAAGGCGAUGAAGGAGUUCACCGCGCACUUGGAGAAACUCGCUGAGCUGCUUCUAGACUUGCUGUGUGAGAAUCUUGGGCUAGAGAAAGGGUACCUGAAGAAGGCCUUUUACGGGUCUCAGGGGCCAAGCUUUGGCACCAAGGUCAGCAACUACCCUCCAUGCCCACAGCCAGAGCUGAUCAAGGGUCUGAGAGCACACACUGAUGCUGGUGGCAUCAUCCUACUCUUCCAAGACGACAAGGUCAGUGGGCUUCAGCUCCUCAAGGAUGGCCAAUGGAUUGAUGUUCCACCGAUGCGACACUCCAUUGUCAUCAACCUAGGUGAUCAGCUUGAGGUGAUCACCAAUGGCAAGUACAAGAGCGUGAUGCACCGGGUGAUCGCCCAAACUGAUGGAAACAGAAUGUCAUUAGCAUCAUUCUACAACCCAGGCAGUGAUGCAGUCAUCUACCCAGCACCAGCAUUGGUGGAGAAAGAAAAGGAGACAAGCGAAGUGUACCCGAAAUUCGUGUUUGAGGACUACAUGAAGCUUUAUGCUGGUUUGAAGUUCCAGGCCAAGGAACCAAGGUUUGAGGCCAUGAAGGCAAUGGAACCUACUGUUAAUUUGGGUCCCAUUGCCACAGUUUGAGUCCUUUGCCAACAGAAAACAAAUGGGGUUUGUGUGUUUCUUAUGCUACUAUGCUAAGCCUAGCUACUGGUGAGUGUUACUGUAAUAAUGUUGGGAAUCUAAGUUCUACUUUAUAUUGUGGGUUUAUAAGAAAGAUGUUUGGCUAGUGUGAAACUUAGGCUUGAUGUACCAUGCCUGCUGCUGGUGUAAUGGUGGGGGAGAUGAGGUGUUCUGUUGUUGAAAGUGACAAAAACUUAACCUCCUUUGCUAAGAACUUCAGAUUCCUUUUGGCCUUUUCCGCUUAA